Messenger RNA from Aspergillus udagawae, 780 nucleotides. RefSeq lists its product as uncharacterized. The record is from RefSeq and is a predicted model, not a curated record. The transcript has a single exon. The coding region runs from base 1 to 780 and encodes 259 amino acids. Lineage: Eukaryota; Fungi; Ascomycota; Eurotiomycetes; Eurotiales; Aspergillaceae.
AUGCCUCCUAAACGCGCAAAGAAAGUUACCUCAGCAGCGAAAAACCCCCCAUCACCCCCACUGUCCGAGAAGAAUGCCACGACAACAAACCUACCCGUGCCCGAGCUCAGUGAGCAUGCCAGCCCACCCGGCUCGCAGCAAAGCGAGAUCACAGACACCGUCCCCUUCGACUCAGAUGAAGAGAUGCCAGAGGAAACCGAGCACACCGUCAUCGAAGAAGCAGACAAGGAGAAAAGAUCCGGCUACGCAGGCGGAUACAACGCCCUCAAGUCAUUCAAAGGACAAGUAUACUCGGGGAUGGCGGUAGGCGGAUCCCACACCUGGACCUACGACUCGGGAACCUGGAAAGAAACCAAGGAAGAGCCGGAUCUCUGGCGGAUCGACUACAGGACCAACAAGCGGCGAGCGCGCAAGGCGCCAGAGGGGAGCGGCGCCCCCGUCGGAACGGAGUACCACUGGCUGAUAGUGGCGCAUCAGCAUGUGAAGAAGGUGGAUGCGAACACGUACGAGACGCAUCUGACGGGCUCAAAGUACAAGCUGGCGUACAAGUCUGCGUCGGCGAACUCGUGGUCUAUUCCUACGGUGAAGAAGCAGCGCGAGAGGGAGGUGGAGUUGCUUGAGGAUGCGAAGCAAAGGGUUCAAGGGCUGCCGCCGGUGUUGGCGGCGGAGAAGAUUAGAGUGGAGAAGCAUGAGAAGGGGCAGCAGAGGCUGGAUAGUAUGUUUACCAAGGCUGGAAGCGCGGAUUCGGGGUCGAAGAAGAGGAAGAUUGAUACGACCUAG